Drosophila kikkawai is the source of this 1875-nucleotide messenger RNA. Its product is annotated as transmembrane protein 209. The record is from RefSeq and is a predicted model, not a curated record. NCBI's taxonomy places the organism in Eukaryota, Metazoa, Arthropoda, Insecta, Diptera, Drosophilidae. Gene Ontology annotation, cellular component: membrane.
UAGACUAAAAGGGUCACACUUGCGAAAAUCUAGCGCCAAUUUGCCGGCAUUUUUGCCGAUUUCCCGACAUUUUCCUUGAUAUCCUUGCUUGCAGACCAUGAAUUUCUCCAGGAGCAAUUGCUCGCCGUUGAGCAAAAAUCCCGUGGUGCAACGCAGCCUUGAUCUGCGAUUUCGAAGUGCCCAGGCCCGCUACUACCUCAAAUGGUGCUCGAUCAACGUCGUGAUCCUUUCGGUGCUCCUCUUGGACAUUUGCCAGGCGUGCCGCUCCGUGUACCGGACGUACUACUUCCUGGCAGAGUGCACCGUCACCGCCGUGGUGGGCCUGAGUGCGCUGGCCUGCUUCGGCAAGUAUGUGUGGUUAUGGUGCGGCGGCGACCAGGUGAUGGGCACCGACAUCCAGAAGCUCCUGCUGGACGGCCGCGAUGACAACUCCUUUAAGACGGUCUACUCACGGCCAGCGAUGAAGCCGCCCAGCUAUGAGCCGGACACAGAUGCAGAGGACGACAUACCGAUCGUCAACUGGCACUCCUCCUUUGAGGACUCCUGCUGGGGCACGCAGUCGAUGCGGCGCAGCCCCAGUCCCGCCCGGACUCCGGCGACGAACCAGAACGCCUCCUACAACUCGUCGAUGGUGCAGAAUAGCUCGCUGAACGCCAGCAACCUGAGCAGCGAGUCCACCUACAUGUCCCCCUACGCCGAGGUGCGCCGCGAGGACUUCAUUACCGAUCCCCGCAAGCUGCCCGCAAUGAUGAAACAGGCGGAGCGCGAACGCAGCAUGGUGGACAACGCUGAGGCGCCCAGUGUCCAAAGCAUGGGCUCGGCCAACUCCUUCUGGAACUACUGUAACAAUGCGGCCUACAUGCUGAAGACCACCAUCUACCAGUUGUCGCCAGCGCCGGCGGCUUCUACGGAGAACGCCCCCACCUCCAUCGAGGAGUUCGGCGGGUUCCAGUUCAAGGACAGCAACUCGGAGGUGAUCAAGCGCAUCUCCACGGACAAGCUGUCGCAGUACGUGGCGAACCUGAGAUUUUGGAUGUCCACCACCAUACUGCAGCGUUUGGUCAAGGAGAUCAACCAUGUGGACGAUGUGUUCCGCCAGCGUGGCCUCGUCGACCUUAAGUUCGGAGCCGUAAGCCUGGAGAGGCUGCGCAAGACCGCCGAGAAUCAGCAGUUCGUGCAAACCUGCGCCCCCAUGCUGCCCAUGCUGCUGCCCUUCCUGGACACCUUCAGUAACCAAGAGUACGUGGUGCAGCGCAUCAAGGAGCUGUCGCAGGGCUCCUGCAUAGCCGACUUCCGGUGGAACUCGGGCAACGUGCACAAUGGUCAGGAGUGGGGCGAGCACCUGCCCACCGAUGCUGCCAUCCUCUUCCAUUUGUUCUGCGUUUACCUGGACAGUCAGCUGAUGCCGUUGCCGCAGGGCGGCGGACGACCCUUCCACUCGCGCUACGUGCUGAUGCGCGAUGAGAAGCGCUCCACCAAGGACAUUGUGAGCGCGGUGCACAACAAGGCCCACUGCGCCAUCCUGUCCACCAGCAACCAGCUGAACCCCAAGUUCAACUUCAUCAGCGACAAGGAGCUGCACAACUGCGUCUACGACCGGAACAACCUGUUCUAUGUAAUCAUCCAGUUCCUCAUCUACAUGCGCCAGCACCAGGAGUCGGCCCUGGAGGGCGUCAAUCUGGGCAAGAGCGGCAUCAACAUUAUGUGCGUCGUCGAAGACUGAGGCCAAGAAACCAGGGGAACCCUUAGACACCCUUCAGACACUCGUUAUUUGUAAGCAUCACCUUCUGACUCGACCUCGACUAUCCAGUGUCCAGCGUAGUUCUCAUCAUCAUUCGUCACUAUUAAAUUAUGCAUUUGAAAUUAUCAAGUUAA